Molecule: messenger RNA, 1930 nt
Organism: Myripristis murdjan (pinecone soldierfish)
Lineage: Eukaryota; Metazoa; Chordata; Actinopteri; Holocentriformes; Holocentridae
Product: E3 ubiquitin-protein ligase RNF14-like
Exons: 7
Coding region: 9-1580 (523 amino acids)
Biological process (GO): protein ubiquitination
Molecular function (GO): zinc ion binding; ubiquitin-protein transferase activity; protein binding
Source: RefSeq, a predicted model, not a curated record
ACAGAGGUAUGAGUGCGGACCUGCAGGAGCAGGAAGAUGAGCUGCUGGUCCUUCACAGUAUUUUUAGUCCCGACGAGUUCGUCCGGGAAGAGCCGAAGUGUGACGGAGAAAUCCGAGUGUCUGUAGAGCUGCCAAAGGACUUCUGUGUGGCUCUGAGAGAGGGUGACGGGCUGAGGCAGUAUGAGAUAUCAUUUCUUCCACCUCUGCUUCUGACCUUUGAACUCCCUGAGGACUAUCCCUCCUCCUCCCCUCCCUCCUUCACUCUUACCUGCAGCUGGCUAACACAUACACAGCUGUCUACACUGAGUGCUCAUCUAGUUGAUCUGUACCAGGCCACUGGAGGCACUGUGGUGCUUUUCUCCUGGGUGCAGUUCCUCAGAGAAGAGGCCCUCAGCUUUCUGGACAUCCACUCUCUGCUGGAGCUCCCCUCCGAUGAACACAACAGCCUAAACUCCGAGUCUGACCAGGAUAAACAAAAUUCCUCCGUUUCAGAGACGAAGAGUGAGCAACACAGUGAAGCGCCAGGAUCCACAAGUGAUCAGAGCCCUCCAGUUUCAGAGCCACAUGAGGAUGAGGAUGUUUCACCGUCUCUGUCACUUCCUGCAGACUCCUCAGUCUCAUCAGGCCAAAGUGGACAAACAGGGGCUGACCAGGCUGCCUCUCUCCCAGACCUUCUGUCACCUAAGAUUUCUUGUCAGGAGAAAGACCGAGCACUCUCUCGUCUUCCAGCCACCCGAGCACAAACCCUCCUGUCCCAGCUCUUGGUCUACGACGAAGCCCAGAAGCAGAAAGUGUUUUCCACCACGCUUUUCGACUGCGGUGUGUGUUUUGUGACCUGGCCCGGUUCGGAGUGUAUGAAGCUGAGUGAGUGUGACCACGUCUACUGCCAGCCCUGCCUGGCCCAGUUCUGCAAAGUCCAGAUAGAGGAGGGCAAUAUCCGCAGUGUCUCCUGCCCUCAGUCAGACUGCAGUGCCACACCUACACCUGCACAGGUGAAGAGGCUGGUAGGAGAGGAGCUGUUCAGCCGCUAUGACCGCCUCCUGCUGCAGUCGACUCUGGACCACAUGCCUGAUGUGGUUUACUGUCCUCGGCGCUCCUGUGGUUGCGCUGUCAUCCUGGAGGCGGGCAGCAGGGCGGCGCUGUGCUCGGUGUGUGGCUUCGCCUUCUGUGUUGCGUGCAGGAAGACCUACCAUGGAGCGGAUGACUGCCAGGCAUGGAGGAACAAGAACAUGAAAAAACAGGGAGAAGGAGCACAACAGGAAAGCUAUGUGGACAUACCGGAUACGGAGGCUGGCCUGAUGGCUCUGUGGGACGACUACGCCCGCGGCAGUAAGAUGAGGCGGGGCUUGUUGGAGAGCAGGUACGGCCGACACAGGCUGCGGUCCACGGUCACAGACUGUCUGAGUGAGAACUGGGUGGCCACCAACAGUAAACACUGUCCUCGCUGCUUCUACAAGAUAGAGAAGGACGGAGGCUGUAACAUGAUGACAUGCUCUCACUGUGGACAGCGUUUCUGCUGGGCCUGCCUCGCCAAACUGUCGGGCGCACACGACACUGCCUGCAGCUCUUACUCUUACUAAUCCCCCUGCUCCUCUCAUCCCCCGAUCUCCAGCACAGCCAUGGAGGCAGUGCUUCCUCUGAAAUAUGCAUCUGAUGGAAGCUCUCACACUCAGAAAUCACUCUGGAUGGAUUGCGUGUUUAUCCUCAUACAGUGAGAGCACUGAAAUCGUUUGUGAUGGUUGUUUUCUGGUGUAAGAGCUAAUGUUAAAAAAAAAAAAAAAAAAAAAGCGAAUGCCUUUAGUAGCACAGUGCUUUCUUGAUUUCUGCAGCCUUUUAACCCUACUUUUUUUUUUACUGUUGCCAGAAUACCAAAGACCAAAUUUUAUUUCCGUAAAUGUAAUGGACAACACAAUAAAUUAUUCUUAUCUUA